Molecule: messenger RNA, 837 nt
Organism: Coprinopsis cinerea okayama7#130
Lineage: Eukaryota; Fungi; Basidiomycota; Agaricomycetes; Agaricales; Psathyrellaceae
Exons: 1
Coding region: 1-837 (278 amino acids)
Source: RefSeq, a predicted model, not a curated record
AUGACCAGUGUGCUUAGACAAUCCUCCAACUCCGCGCUUUCAGGCCUUAACGGCCGGUCAGCUACAACAGCAGCAGCGCGGAUGGUCAAGACGUCCUCUGCAUCAGGGCUACCACUCCCACCAGCCAUGACCCGACGAGGCGAACUCUCAGCGUCAGCCUCGGCUUCAGCGAGCUGCUCUCAUCGUUGCGUGUGGGGCUCCUCAGGUGGCUACCAGGGCGUUUCAACCUCACGACGUGCCGCUGUAGAAUCCUCAGGUCGCAUCGUCGUCACCUCCAUGAAGCGUUCCAAACCCAUCAAUCCACCCAAGGAGACUCAGACCGUCACGGCGGUUCCAGAACUGUCUGUCUCAAAAGCCCCACAGAACAAACCAAGACGUCGCACCCUCCUCGCACGUCUCAAACCCACCCUCCUCGCUCCACUCCGUCCCACAUCGCGCCAGAACCAGAAACCCCGCGCCCCCACCGCACCCCGCCCAUCGCUCACCAGACGCAACGCAGAAACCGUCCGCGCACCCGUCCGCGCCGCCGUCUACUCCCGGUCAGACCCCUACUUUGGCCGUCUCCGCAAAUCCAAGCUUAAUCCAGGGGCAAGCCACCAGUCAAAAGUCGACAAGUUCUACACCCUAUCCCAAUUCAAACGGUGUCCCAACAUGGCUGAGACGUUGACUGGUGUCCGGGUUCGCGCGAUGAUGGGCGAGAGGUUUCCUGGUGGGGACGAGAAGUAUCGGGGUAUCAAGGAUGGAUUGGGUGUUCCUGAGCUUAACCUGCUUGAGAUACAGUUCAUGCAGCAUAACGCCCUGCCGGUGUUGCUCAAUGCUCGACUGAUGGAGGUGUAA